This is a messenger RNA of Anolis sagrei ordinatus, 2163 nucleotides long. NCBI's taxonomy places the organism in Eukaryota, Metazoa, Chordata, Lepidosauria, Squamata, Anolidae. The record is from RefSeq and is a predicted model, not a curated record.
AAUACAUUUCUAAGCACCCUCUUCCCAGGCAUUUCCAAAUGGCCUGUCUAAUACUUUUUGUGCUUGGGCUCCAGGUAUUGUAUUGCCUGGCUCUACCACCGCCUCCCAUUCAGUUAACGUCCCCAGCAUGUAAUUCUUCUGUGGUGGAGGAUAUCGCAGAAGGGGCCCUCAACAAGCUGAAUAAACACCGAAAGGAGGGCUAUAUUUUGGGUCUCCAGCGAAUCUUUGAUGCCCGUGAAAUGCCACAGGGACCCAGAGGGUCUCUCUUCUAUCUCACGCUGGAUGUUCUGGAAACUGAAUGUCAUGUCAUGAGUAGGAAAUCAUGGAAAAACUGCACUUUCCGCCAUGCACAUGAGACCGUUUACGGGCAAUGUAAAUUUACAAUUCAAGCCAACAAGAAUAAAGACAUCAGCUGUCUGUACAACUACGACUGCACUUUACGGACACUUCCUGCCGUGGCUUUAGCAAGAUUAUGCCCGGACUGCCCUGUAGCUGGGGACGUAACGGAAGCCAGGUUUCAAGAGGCAGCAUCUGAGAGCCUGCUCAAGUUCAAUACAGAAACUAAUCAUAUACAUUACUUUGCCAUGCUCAAUGUAACCAAAGCAACUUCACAGUGGGUUGUCGGUCCUUCAAAUUUUGUGGAGUUCACCAUCCAGGAGACAUCGUGCCGCAAAAGUGGGCCUGUGCCUGACAUCUCCAAGUGCCCACUCCUCCCAUCUGAAACUGCAGUAACAGGUCUAUGCAAAGGCUCUGUGGUGGAGAGUCGGAUAGAAAAUCGGAAAUUUAUCACUGUCACGUGCACCCUCUUCCCUCCACAGGCACAAGAAGGUGGUGAACAACAAUCUGGACCAGAACCGGGGAAAGAUGGACACCAUGCUGAUCGCGAAAGCCAUGAAGAUGACCAUCAUGGCCAUGGCAGAAAGAAGGGAAAUCACGGCCGUCAUGGAGAUGGUCACUCUCAGAAUCGUGGUCAUGGUCACCACCAGCCUGAUAGGGAUGGCCACCGCCACCCUGAUAGGGAUGGUCACCGUCACCCUGAUAGGAAUGGCCACCGCCACCCUGAUAGGGAUGGCCAGCCACAUCAUCACGGUGAUCACGGAAGGCACCCUAGUGAUCAUUCACAGGAUCACCAAGAUCUCUCAUGUGUCCAAGUAAAAACAGUAGGGCGGGUGGUAAUCCUUCCCCCCUCAAAUGAGCAUGUGUCCCUUCACUCCUUGCCUGAAACUGGAGCAGAGUCACUGGAUGGGAAACCUGUCCCUCCUCAAGUGCAGCAGCCAACACGACUCCCCAAGUCCCAGCUUCCCGGUAUACCCAGCCAUCCCGAGGAAGGCAGCCAUCCACCACAGAAACCAGGAGGGCGGCCAGGGUUGACCAAGCCCAUGGGCUCAAAUAUUCCUCCCUACCCACCUGGGUUUUCUGGAUCACCUACCUGUCCAGGAGAAAGCAAAGAGAACAUAAUUGGCCUUGAGUUGCCUCAAAGGCCCGUAAUAAAAACACCCCCUGGAGCCACACAAUCCCAAACUGAGUAAAUUAGGUUAGGCAACAUGAGACACAAUGUAUUUAGAAAAAGAACAAUUAGUAAUACUUUGGGAAUUUCUCAAUACAAAUAGUAACAAUCUGUCAUUUCAUUUUGUAAGGUUUUAAUUCACAUAAAGACACCAUAGCAAUACCUGAGGUACAAACAGUAAUACUAAUUUGGACAAGUGAGGUCCCUAUUGCACUUUUUGUCUCCUAUUUAGUCCAACUGAGAUAUCGGUAGGUUGGCCACAAUACUGGUGGUGGUGCAUGGCUCCCAUGUCAGUUGGUCACUGAAUCCAUGCCAAGUUUUAGGUCCUAAGCCCUUGAAUAUCUCCUCUAUGGUUUGGAUUGCAAACCCAUUGUAGACCUAUCACCCUACUGACAUUGAAACCAUUGCUCACUACUAAUUUUUAUCCAUUUGUGCUCCCUGUUAAUGUAUAAAGCUUGGGUUUGGGUCACUGGGUGUUUAGUUUUCAAAUAUGUGUGGACUGCAAGAAAAGGUUUCUGAUACUACAGAGCACGGAGUGUGGAAGGACAAUUCAGUUCACCUCACAUCUGGGCAUGUUUGACUGUAGAGAUGGCUACCCAACCUCUAGAGUCUACAAGAGGGAAGUAUAAAUAAAUACAGGUCUGCAUUAGACUUCA